AGGUGAAAAAUGGCUGAAAAUAAGUUCACCAAAAGGAGACAGAAACUAAAGCAGAAUUUGUACAAGUUACUAAAGGAGAGGGAACCUGAUGGCAUUCCAAAAGCACAUCUAUGGAACAUUUAUAGCAGCAAGGUUGAGAAGAUCAGUGCUGCGUUUUAUGGCACAGGGAAAAUGCACAACCUUCUGGCAGAUUUUGGUGACAUGAUCUAUGAAGUGAUGGAGAAAGGACGUCCCACGAUUCGUCUUAUUGAGGGGUAUAUUCCAGCUGGAGAAGAUCCACCAGAUGUACAGAUAGAUAAAAUAUCAUCAUCAGAGUCUGAAGAAAAUCAUACACAAGCAAAAGAAGUGAAAAAAACAAUGAAAACUACAGAAAGUACAAGCAGUGGAGGCAGGUCAACUGAUGAAGCACUGUACAGUAGAUCACAACCUGCCAGUAGUCCUUCAGUAACACCAAGUGUUCAGCAAUUAUCUCUCCCGUUACCCACUCCAAGCUUAGCCUACUCAAUUGGACAACCACUUAUAGCCCAAGCAAGUAUCCCAAUCAUACAACCUACACAACAGCUAAGGGCAGGACCUUCUUUGAUGCCACAACCGCUGAUGAUGGGAGGCAUUGCAAGGCCACAACUUAACACAUUACAGACAAAUAUCUCAGCUGCUGUUGGCCAGUUUUUGACCCAGGCAAAACAGUCCAGUUUUGCAGUGGGCAGGAAUCCUGAAGAACCCUGUGUAGUGUCCUCCAGCAGUGAAUCAGAGAGUGAAUCAGAAAGUGAAGAAUCUGAGGACUCUAGCAUUCAAGCUUCAACAGUCAAAAUGGAAAAAGAUGAACAUAAAACCAAAAUAGAGCAGACACGUUCAAUGGUUAAGAAAAAUAUUGUGAGCUUGUUGACUCAUCAUCCAAAGGGCAUCAAAAAGAGUGAAAUCUGGCGAUACUAUCAUCAGGAAUUCAAACAACAGCCAAACAAGGUACAAGUGGGACUUUCACAGCUAACCAAGGUUUUAGACCUGUUCACUGAUGUAAUCGAAGAAGUUCAAGAUAAUAAUGGAAUUCCCUAUAUUCGACUUAUUAAAAAAGCACCAAGUGGGAGGAGUCAACUGACCCCUGGGUCAUCAGGAAGUAGCACCCCAGUGAUAGAUCUAACAAAGGAUGAACCAUCCUCAACUCGGGGUAGCCUUGUGGAUUUGACUAGGGACCAGAGUUCUUCUGGUUUUAUCCCUCUUUUACCCUCUCACCCUACACCAAGAAUAAGAGGCCACCCUGGAGACUUUCAGAUGCAGUCUGCUUACUCUCAACUCCAGCAAACACCAGCAUUUGUUCUGCCUAGUGCCCCAUCACAGGAUUCUUCCUUGGCAGUUUGCCAACUGGUGAUCAGACCAAUUAGUCUUCGGAAAUUUGAAGAAAAGGAAACCCAUCUACCAAGGGUGUGGAAUAAUGACAGGUAUGGUCGUUUCAGUAAGGACCAAAUUGAAAAUGUUGCCAAGGAGUGCAUUGAGGCCCUUGCUGAAGCAGAAGAGCAUGUCAGUGUGGAAAGGGUGGAAAGUUUGAUGUUACAAAGACUUGGUAGAAGAACCAUUGGGGAGCUGGGUCACUGGCGUUAUGCCAACCAGAUACCCUGUCUAUUUGAACAUAACAGGAUGCUCUGCAAGAUUAAUGCAUACAUACAAGCCUUUCUGAACACACGAUCCAUAUGCACACUUCAUGAACUGAAGAUGUGCAUGGCUGAAUUUGCUCCAGAUAAGGACAGCUUUGCUGCUUUACAAGUUGGUCCCCUCCAAAGACUGCCAAUCAUUUAUAACAACUUCAAGUUUCCUACAGAUAUGGCUGAUAUUCCGGAAAUUACUACCUCUGAUAUUUUUGAGAAUCUACGGAACUACUUGAAUAAAUAUCAGAGAUGGAACACCAAGCUUGAGUUGGAACACUUCAUGGAGUACUUGGUGGAGACGUAUAGAGUGGAGAAUGCUUACAUCCUUGGAGUCCGAAUUCGCAGCUUACCUCUAGCCAUGCAGGUCUUAAAGAAAUCUCAGAGAGAUGCUGCUGGGACUCGAAGAAAAGUCACAGAGGAUACAAAGGAAACUCUGAAACAAGAGAUAGAGCAAGUGUUCCACAGAUUCAGGGCAGUCCUCAUGAACAAAAGAGAUGGACAAGGACAGAUUAGGGAGCACUACCUUAAGAUCCGGCCCACUGAGGCCCUGAAGGAGAUCUUUGAUAAAUAUCGAACCUUGUGUAGCUCAGUGGAGGCCCCUGCAAACAAAGCGGAGAAACGAACCUUCACCAGGUUUACAGAGGCCAUUAAUGCUUUCCUUCAAGCAGUCACUACAGAUAGUUUUGGUCGGAAUCUCUUUCACAUAGCAAUCUGUAUCAGUCGCACUGAGGUGGAGACAAUACACAGACAGUUUCUGACUGAGGCAACCACCAAACCAAAGGAGGUGCCUGUUACUGUGAAAAAGAAACCCCCUCCAACGAAAGAGUCCAUCAUUAAACUUCUAAAGACUUUCCUUGACAAAUGUCAGAACCAUGGAGCACUUACAUUAAAACAUCUGGACCACAUCGAGGAAAGAAUUACAGAUCAUUUUGAAUUUGAAUCAUUUCUGGCAAUGGGAUAUGGUCGAUUCCUGGAAUUUCUCAUACAAGAGACCAAACAAGAACUAGAUGACUGUGGAGGCACCAGUUUAGGGACAGGGGGAGGACAUGGUGAUGUUGCAGGGGGAUAUCUCCCUUCCCUCACUCACAUUCUUGAGUUCAUCCACCAGUGCAAACAGAGUAACACCUCACAGGAGGAAAAGAUUCAGCAAGCAUUAUGUCACCAGUUCUCUGUGAAGGAGGUCAAACAACUGGGACAUGGGACGUCAUCACGUUUGAUUGGUUUAGCUGAUAGGCCAGGGAAACAUGUGUCCAAUCAACACUGUGUUGUGUAUGAGGCUGCUGUUAUUCCACCAGAAAGUUUUGAGGUGAAAGGUCAGACUGGAAUUUUAGGACACCAGACAAAGGAAGCAGCCCUUGCCUGUUUGAAUAAUUGUCCUCUAUUGGAAAACAUGGCUGAUUGGAGUCAGUGGUCUCUUGUGUUUGAACCACAGCUAGGGAAGUUAAGGGACUUUAUUCAAAAGUAUGGAGAAUGCCAAUCUUGGCCAGUAGAGGGUGGAUCCAAGAUCAUGAACACAGAUUUUAUAGCAUUGGAGAGCUCCCCUGGUCAAUACCUGAAGCUUUUAAGUAGCUCUUCCCCAGAAAAAUUUUGUGUGGCCCUCCAUAACAGAAUAGCUCGUGAUGUAAGUGGACACCUCAUGUCAAUGGUGAUCCAGAAUAAAGGUGUUGAGAACACCCCUGUAGCUCUGCUUGCUAAUCAUGUGAGGGAGGAACUGUUCAAAAUGCAUGGGGAAGCCUCAAAAGACAAUGUGCCAGGGGCACCAUCUAGUUGCCAGCCUGCAGAAACUGCUGUACACUUUGUUCUGGACUGUUUGUCAAUUUUACCUGUCAAAACCUGCUCUGUUUUGGCUUCACAGAUGUUCCUGGACCCACUUGGUCAGGUGAUAGGACAAUCAAAAUCAAAGACCAUGCUCCUCCAGUCAUGUGUGACCUUGACCCAGUUAAGCCGCCUCCAGCAGCUGGGCUGUCUCCUUGGCGUGGCUGAGUGGAUGGACAGUAUUCAGGUUCGCUGUCAACCAAUGCCCUCUUCUCUACAAGAGGUGGCCCCAGAGGUUGCCGAAGAGUUCUUCAAGGAUGAGCCUGAGAUUAUUGAAGAUAGUGAAGGUGAGGAAGACUCUUCUUCCACAUCCUACUUGUCAGAUGUGGAGUUGGAGACUGAGGUCAAAGUUCAGGAGGAAGAGGAGAUGAUUGUGGUGGAUGAGUGCACAGAGAUUGAAGAUGAUGUUAAAGAAGAUGCACAAAUGAACGAGGCCAGCAUUGAUCUAACUGUUAAGUCUGAGGACACAGUCAUUGAUCUUCUGUCUCCAGACAACAACAUGGAGGAGGCAGCAUCUACAGUAACCGUGGAGACUGAUGUAGAGCAGACGUGUCAGGGUAUUGUCAAUCAGAUUAGGAGGGAGGAGUUUGGGAUUGGGGUGGAGCUAAAUGAAGAUGGACAGAAAUUGAUGAGAGUUCAACAAGAGAGACUGGGACGAAGUCUGGACAGGUUGUCUAAAGAUCUCUACAGCAAGGACACCCACUUUGUACUUGAACUGAUACAGAAUGCUGAUGACAACAGUUACCCUGAGGACCUACAGAAAAACACUUGUCCAUCUGUGCAGUUCAUAAUGAGACCAGAUGGAGUGGUGAUUUUAAACAAUGAGACAGGUUUCCAGGAGAAGAACAUUCGUGCCCUUUGUGAUGUGGGAAGGAGUACCAAGGGCAAGCACAAGGCUGGGUAUAUAGGUCAGAAGGGAAUUGGAUUCAAGUCAGUAUUCCGGGUGACAGAUGAACCAGAAGUCCACUCAAAUGGAUUUCACAUCAAAUUUGAUGUUCAGUCUGGGCCAACAGGCUAUAUCCUCCCACACUGGGUGGAAGAAGACAAAUGGGAAGAGGGGGAGGGUUGGAUGACAAAAAUAGUUUUACCAAUAAAAGAUUCAAUGAAAUCUCAAAUGCGAACCUUGGCAGCCAGAUUUCAUGAUAUCCAUCCUUCCUUGCUGCUGUUCUUGAAUCGCCUGAGACAGAUCACAAUUGAGAAUCGAGUAGAAGAUGUUAUCCAGGAGAUAAGAAGGAGAGACCUUGGGGAUAAUGUAGUGGAGAUAGUGGAAAACAGCAAAGUGGAUAGGUGGCUUGUGGUCAAGAAACGACUGGAUGCGUCCACAAUAUCAUUGCAGGCCAAAUCAGGGGUAGAGGUGGAAUCUACAGAAAUCGCCCUGGCUUUUCCGCUCCGACCAGCAGGACAAAAGAAAGACAGCAAAUUUGUUCCACCGAAGCAGCCAGUGUUUGCUUUUCUACCUCUGAGAAGUUAUGGAUUCCGUUUCAUCAUCCAGGGUGACUUUGACGUUCCGUCCAGUCGUGAGGAUGUGGACCGAGACAGUUCCUGGAACCAAUGGCUUCGUAACGAGCUCCAUGUCCUUUUUAUAGAAGCUUUGGAAGCAUUCAAAAACCAUGCUGACUUCUCAAACGUGGAGGCUGUAACUUCCUUCCUACAGUUUGUCCCUGUGGAGGAUGAAAUCAUAGAUUUCUUCAGACCUGUAGCCAAUCAGAUUCUUCAGAAACUCCGGGCCAAACAGUGUGUCCCCACUCAACCCAACAGCAAGGGCAAAUGUUCAUGGAAGAUUCCAUCACAGACUGUGACUGUAAAAGACCCUCUAGUCCUAGAGGUCGUGACACCUGACCUUUUGAAGGACACUCUUAAUUUGUUUUACCUCCAUCGAGAUGUGGCAGCCAUGUUAAAUUCUUCCCUGACCCUGAGUCUGGGUAUAGAGUCUUUGAACACUGAACACCUGCUUCUGAUAGGGAAAUCAUUGCUACAGCAGUGGUCAGCCAGCCAGGAAACUACUGACACAGAUGGCAAUGUUUUGAUGACAGCUAAAUGGAUGGCAUGUGUCUACAGGAGCCUGGAUGAGUUCUCAGAUAACCAGGCUGUGUAUGAUACUCUGAGGGCCAUGAAGAUCAUACCCCUGGCCACCAACCAGAGACAGUGUACUGGUGACAGCACCAUCUUCUUCCCUCUAUCUGAAAAUACAGGAUUUAGUCAAAAUGACCCUAUGAUGAUUCUCCAGCAAGAUUUGAACACGAUCCAUCCCCUUUUGGUUUCUACUGCUGACAGUGAAGUGAAUUCUCAAGUACAGAAGCUUCUGCUGAAGAUUGGGGUAUGUCAGCUGUCCCCCAAGGAAGUCAUCUGCCAACACAUCAUGCCCAUUCUUAAGUCAAACUCCUGGAAGGACAAGAGGAACGACAUUCUGAUUAGUUACAUAAUCUACAUAAAAGAGCAGAUUGAACUGGACCCCUCACUCAUAAAUGUGGAGGAGUUAGGGAUGUCAGCCAUAUUAAAAACCAACAAAGGUCUGCAGAAUCCUUCCCAAAGCUCCAUACACUUCCCACCAGUGUACAAAAACAACAUCAAUCUACAAGAUGUGUUACCAGGAUAUGACUGGAUUUUAUUGGAUCCAGUUUACCUUCGGAACACCCGAAAUCCUAUUGAAAUCCAGAAAUGGCGGGACUUCUUCAUUAAAAUUUGGGUGACAGACUUCAUAGCAGUAAAGCAGGUCAAAGUAGAGAUAUCGGCAGAAGAUAUCUCUUCAACUCCUUGGGCUCCACUUAAAGAGGUUCUGGAUCCCAUACAAGAUGGAAGUUACAUUGAGGACUGGUCCUCUACAGAACUGCAGGAACUGAUCCAGAACAACAGUAAGAUGUCCUCCUAUCCCCAGCAGAUGAGCACACUGUGUGUCCUCCUGGCAGAAAACUGGGACAGACACUUCUCCAAAUUCACAUCCACCUCCUUAUACAAUAAAUGUGGGGGACGUAUGAGGGAUAUGGAGACAUCCUUUAGCAUCCUUUUGAGAACCUCCAGUUGGUUGCCAGGAUCACAGACCUGUAUGAGUGUUGAGAAUGAAGAUAUAAUUGUGUCAGAGAAAGUGGUGAUGAUGCAGCCUUCUUGUUUGUAUUUACCAUUGAAGGACAUAACUGACCUUUUGGCUCACUCUGUAAUUUACAUCAAUGUGCAGAUCCCACCCAAAAGUUCUUUUGGACAGUUUUUACGAAUUAAACAAAGCGUAAGAUUACAGGAUUUGAAGAAGUUCUUGAUUGACUGGGGCAAAAGAGACUUGGAACAAACACCAAAAAUAUUCAUUACCACCAAAUAUCACAUCAGCAAUGUCUAUUUGUGGCUUAGUAAUCAGCUGCCUCCUAUAGAAACCCAAGAACUGCUCCAGAAUCACCCAGUUAUCUUCGUGCCAGAUAAACCUAUGCCAGUAAGGUUUGGUCCUGGUUCUGGUUUUAUGAACCAGAGGUCACUAGAAGGUCUUCAGGCUGGUAGGAUGUUAAAUAGUAAGGAAGUCUGGUGGUCUGACCCAACGGGACUCAUAGUGAAGCAUGGUGAGAUCAUUCAGGAUUAUCAUUCAGAGCUAAACAAGAAAGCCAUACUCUUUGACACUUACGGACAGUUUCAUGAUCUGAAAAUGUUAUUCCAAAAUGCUGGAAGAAUUUCCAUGGAGCCCAGUAUGUUGGAGUAUGGUGAAUUACUGGUGCUGAUGGGACAAGUUCUAAGCCUGUCUGAUAAGUCUGUUUUGUCAGAUGCUCUCAAGUUGUACCUGACCAUUGGAGGCAAACUGAGACCAGAUGGAUCACAACUAACUGGUCAGACAAGAAUGAAUGUAAUGGAGAUAGAAAAAGUAGCACUCAAAAAGAAAUUAGAAGGGCAGAAGAUUCUCGCCACAACACGCAAUAAAUGGGUAGGUACUAAGGAGCACCCCAUGAUAGCAGAAAAUAGGGAGCUAGAAAAAAUGUUUGAGAAAAAGGACCAAGUCAACUUUGUUGUAUUGGAGGAUAGAUCCCCGCAGCCCAAACGGGGAGGAACAGCAGUGCUAGACCGGAACUUGGGAGAUAAACUGAUGCCAUUCUAUGACUUUUGUGGUGUGAAGAAGCUAUCUGAUUGCACUGUUGUUCAAGAAAUCCCUGAAAUGCUUGAACCAUGCUCAGAGCUUCAGUUGUAUGUGUUCAGAGCAGUUCCGGUACUUCAGCGAUUCCUCUACAAGUUUUACCCAGAUAUCUAUCAAGAACUUCAGAACCAGAAUAUAUCUCAACGACUGUCAUCCAUGCAAUUCUUUAAGGUGAAAAGUUUGGAAGUGAGGUACUCAUUGAAUCACACCCCAGAUGUUUUUGUCUUGAGGAAAGAGAAAUGUGUGCAAACGGAGAGUACCUUCUACUUCCACAGGGAUUAUACUGAGUGUUAUCCAGACAUAAACAAAGAAAUUGCCAAGUUGUUCUCCAACUCGGAUGAUAGAUGCUCCAAAGACUUGAGGGCUUUUCUGAAUGAGCUAAUCACAGCACUUACCAAAGAACCACACACUCUGGAGGAAAUAAUGGAACAGAGUGACUGUGAACAGCUUCCAGCAAAUGAACCUGUUUGGUCUGUUCCUCCACCAGUCUUUCAGGUUCCAGUGCCUAUUGAACCAGAAGAAGAUGAGCUAUGGCCUGAAGAGGCUGUAUCGGGAGAAAAGAGGUCAGAUGUUAAUCAGACAGAGGAGGGAGAUCAGGGCCUGAAAGCUUGGCCACCAGUGUCAAACAUACAGGGACCAGUUCAAAAUAAAGUUAGAAAAGAAAAAGAAGAUAAACCUGCAGAUUCUAAAGUAUGGCCACCUCCAAAGGCUCCUGAUUAUGUAAAGAGUGUCAAAGAGCUGCCUAGUCAAUUUAAGGUCACAGAUGAAAGGAAGCCCUCUAGUGGUGAGGAAACAGAGACUGUCAAGGGAGAUAAAUCUUAUGGAGGGGGAAUCAUGGUGCAUGAGAGGACAGAGGAACAGUCAUACAAUAGGCAGGAUGGCGGUGAGGGGAGCAGACAGGGCAGUGGUGAGGGGAGCAAACUUAGCAGGCAGGACAGUGAGGGAAAGGGAACAAAGAGAAAGAUAUCAGAAAAUGAGGCGGAGUCCUCGGGAGAAAACAAGAGACCAGUGCCACCUGGUGAGGAAAAAGAACAGGGAUGGGAAGUGUCAGGUUUCAAAGCAGAGGGUUCUCUCCAGACAACAGUGCCAUCUAGUGGAAGCAGUAAGGCUAAGGAUACAGGAAUACAGCCCAGAGAGACAACAGGGGAAAAAGUUCAUCACGGAGAAGGUCAGGAACAUGGAAAUAUGGAGAAUAUCAGAAAUGAAGAUAGCUCAGUGACCCACAAGCCGGGGGGAAAACGACGGCAUCCCACAGACAGUAGUCAGGGGUCACCAAGGGUUCCUGAGUCUAAGAGAAUUCUAAUGGAUCACCCUGCUUGGACAGAACUAGCUAGUGAUUACACUUACGAAGAGUUAUGUCAGGGUUCCAAUCUCAAGGCCACACCAGAAAUACCUCUUGACCUUGACCUGGAUGAGUCCAAUUUACAAGAAAUAGGUCGCUGGGGGGAACACCUGGUCCAUCAGUACCUGUUAGAGCAGCAGGAGGGGGAUAGAGACAUUAUAGAGGUUAAGUGGUGUAACAAGGAGAACGAGCAGGGUACUCCUUAUGACUUUGAAUUAUCACGCCAGACAGAAGAUGGUGUGGUUAAAACUUUUAUAGAGGUCAAGACGACCUUGACUGAUGAUAAGGAUGUGUUUGAGAUUUCUUCUCAGCAGAUUCAGUUUGCACAGGAACAGCGUGAGAACUUCCACAUCUACCGUGUGUUUAAUGCCGGGGAUGUGGAGCGGGUCAGAUUGGUGAGGAUUGAUAAUCUAUGUCUGAGGCUGGACCAGAAACAGGUCAGAUUGUGGAUGAUGAUUUAGGUCAAACACAGGAGAGUGUUCCACAUGAUCUCUUGUUUCAUUGCUCUGAUUUAAUGCUUUUCACAAAACUGAAAUUAUUAUGAUUAUAUAUUAAAACUUGAUAAUUACCAUCUGUGUAUAAUUAACUCUUUUGAUGCCGGAAUUGCAGCAGUAUAUGAAAUUUAUAUGAAUAUAGUUAAAUCAAUGAACAACCUCUUUGGAAAAUAAAAAAUAAACAAUUUUACUCUCAUACACCUCACUGGUAAAACUGAAUAUGUUUAUAUUUAAAGUGCACAUUUGACAAUUGUUGUGUAAUAACCUGGUUGUCACAGAGAGUAAAUUAACUUUUUUAUGUCAGAUUUAUAGAGUAUUCUUUCUGUACACAGUCUUGUAAUAUAUUUUUUGUCAAUUCAGACAUUUAUUUUAUUCUGAAAGUGUGAAUCCAUUUAAUUGUAUUAACUA
Saccostrea echinata is the source of this 9804-nucleotide messenger RNA. RefSeq lists its product as uncharacterized. The coding region runs from base 10 to 9363 and encodes 3117 amino acids. The record is from RefSeq and is a predicted model, not a curated record. NCBI's taxonomy places the organism in Eukaryota, Metazoa, Mollusca, Bivalvia, Ostreida, Ostreidae. The transcript has 34 exons.